Penaeus chinensis is the source of this 1339-nucleotide messenger RNA. RefSeq names its product U-scoloptoxin(05)-Er1a-like. The record is from RefSeq and is a predicted model, not a curated record. The coding region runs from base 1 to 483 and encodes 160 amino acids. Lineage: Eukaryota; Metazoa; Arthropoda; Malacostraca; Decapoda; Penaeidae. The transcript is spliced from 3 exons.
AUGUGGCGGGAAACUGGAAGGUUUAGUUCCAGCAGUCUCUCCUUGGCGGCGCUAGUGUCGUUCUUCGUUAUUGUUUUAUUCCUGCCACAGAGUUCCGGUCUCCAGUGCGUGACGUGUACGAGUCUGAAGGAUUCCGGGUGCUUUGAAGGGAGAGGCAAGAACCAGACGUGCAAAGAGGGAGAGAACUACUGCGUCUCUUACAUAGGUUAUCUGAAGAGAGGGCAGGCUCAGGUGCUCUUCCGAACCUGCUCCGAAACCAACAUGUCCCAUUUCUGCGACGUCCACUUUGAGAAGCUGAGCAACGACCGCGUGGAACGACUCACAGCCUGCUACAGGACGUGCGACACGGAUUUCUGCAAUACCCACAGGAUGGAAUACCUCAGCAAUGCCCCUUCUGCCACAGCCUACGGACUACCUCCUCUCGCAACCGUAUCUGUGGCGGCCAUCUUGACUCUGCUCACCAAAGGCAUUAUUGGAACCUGAUUUUCGGUGCUGGAAAAAAAAAGAGAGGAACAAAGUCUUUUAAAAUUGUUUAGUGAGACGCUCUAAGUCUAAUUCGGAGACAAUAUAUAGAUAUACAAAGGCAGAUCUGUUUCUGCCUGGAUAAUCUAUUAAAAAAAAGACAAUGUUUCAUGUAUUAGCGAUAUAUGAAUGUAAGAAAUAUCAUUCCAUGUCUUAUCUAUAUAGAUGGUGUUUGCUUCCAUAUUUUAAGAUAUUUUAAAGGGAAAAUCUUUUUAUAUCGAAUAUAUAUUGCCAAGAGAGAGUUUAUAUGUUUCGAUUCUAACAAUACAGUGAUAUCAUGUUACUGCCACAAGACAUACGAGCCAUUCCAUCUCCCCCUUUCAUUUUCUAUUCAUAUGCCUUCUAUUGUACAGUAUAAUCGUUGCUCUGUUUCAGCGAAUUUAUUCAAUAAUUAAUGGAAAUUCAUCUGCAGGUGUUACAGCUUUUAGAGAGUUAUUGUUGCUAAUGCUUAAUGAGAGAUUUGAUAAUAGCGGCCAUUAUUUUUUUUUCAUUUUUGUAUGAACUGUGAGAUCUCAAGAAAGCCGCGAGAUAGAACGAGGUUCGGUGAGAUUCAACGAGACUUGUUGAGAUCUCACGGGACUUCACGCACUUUGCGAGAUUUCACGGUUCAGUUUCAUCAGUGUGACGAUGCCGCGAAAGAAGUAAAAGCUUACUAUCUUAUAAUGACACAAAUAAAUAUAAGUUUAGAUUAGAUAUUGACAUCCAGAAUGACGGGUGUGAUAAUAUUAUAAUCUUGACGUAUGACAAUAAUAAUUAUGGUGAUGACAUGAUGAUACUCAUAACAAUAACAACAAAAACAGAACUAAUAGGAAUUAUG